GCCCCGCCCCCUCCUCCUCCUCCUCUCCCUCCGCGCGCCGCCUUGCCUGCACCAAAGAGCGCUCGGGUUUCUGCUGAGGCUGCAGCGCGGGAGGGAGGGAGGGAGUCAGUCAGGGAUGGCUCGCGCCCGACUGUCCGGGGCCCCGCCCCCCGCGCGCUGCCCCGAGUAGCCGCAGAGGAGGGAGGCUGCUGUGCCGUCGGGUGGGGGUGGGGGGGGCGCCCUCGGAGCCCUUCUCAGGGAUCCCUCCUCCGUCUUGCCCUCUCUCCUCUGGAUGAAUAUUUCAGCGUGGCACCGGCCUGCCCUGUAAAACGAGCCGCAUCUUCCUCCUCCUCCUCCUCCCUGAAAGGGCUGCGUGAGGCUGCGGCGGCGCUGGAGGAGGAGGCUUGCUGCUCUUCUGCUGCUGCUGCUGCUGCCGCGCUGCGGAUGCUGCUGCUGCUGCUGCAAAAGGCGAAGCAGCGCCUUGACGCAGUCUGGCCGGCUCCAGCUGCAGUACGAACCCGUUGCCCCCGAAGUGAGCUUUAUCCCUUUUUGAUACAUCUCUCUCUAUAUAAAUCACUCUCAUAAAGUGGAAGGGGCCAAUGCAGAGCGAGAGAGAGCAAGAGAGAGAGAAGUUGGUGGACUGGAUAGUGCUGAGUCGACAUUUCAACCAACUCUGGUCCCGGGCACUCUGUUUAUGUCUUCGUCUGUAUUGAGGGAAAGUUUGCGACAGCAGCCGCAAUACAGCAGCAGCAGAGGCAGCAUGGUCACACCUGGGAGCGAAAUGAAGGAUCUGUGCUGAAAGCCAGAAGCGGAUCAUGAUGUUUGUGCUGAUCCUGCAGCCCUCCCUUUGUUCUUAGGCACAACCAGGUACAGUUUGUUGUCCCCGUCCCCUCCUUCCCAAAUGAUCCGCACCCAACACCCUUUCUUUUUCCCAGCCUUGAUGACCUUCUGUCCCUUCCUCUCUCUUUACCCUUGAGAUUCCCAACCUUGAUGUCCACCCUCCAUUCCUGCUCUUUGAAACAGGAGACCAAAGAAAGGCGCCGAUCGCUCUUCGGCACUUUAGUUCCGCAUCUUGAGCCUUCUUCGUUCUUCAUGCUUCUUCAGCUCUGGCAGCUUUUUGUUUUGGAUCCCGUCUCCUUCUAUAUCUCACCGCCUUUGUAGUCGUUUUUUCCACUCCCCUUUCCACCAUGACUGUGAUGGCCGGGGAUCACAUGGAUGAGACGUCUGCUUUGCCGGGCCACCUCCAGGACAGCUAUAGGCCCGGGACUCACGACGACCACGAAUGCUGCGAGAGGGUCGUGAUCAACAUUGCGGGCCUGAGAUUUGAAACCCAACUCAAAACCCUGGCCCAGUUUCCCAACACCUUGCUGGGGAACCCAAAGAAGCGCAUGCAGUAUUUUGACCCGCUGCGGAACGAAUACUUUUUUGAUCGGAACCGGCCCAGUUUUGACGCCAUCCUCUAUUACUACCAGUCUGGGGGGCGGCUUCGCAGGCCGGUCAACGUCCCCUUAGAGAUGUUCACCGAGGAGAUCAAGUUCUACGAACUGGGAGAGGAGGCCAUGGAGAAAUUCCGGGAAGACGAAGGGUUCAUUAAAGAGGAAGAGAGGCCGUUGCCUGAUAAGGAAUAUCAAAGGCAAGUAUGGCUCCUCUUUGAAUAUCCCGAGAGCUCUGGGCCCGCCCGGGUCAUUGCGAUAGUCUCUGUUAUGGUGAUCUUAAUCUCCAUAGUGAUAUUUUGUCUGGAAACUUUGCCAGCCCUGAAAGACCAGGACAGGGAAUAUACAGGACCCCUAAACCGCAGCGACAACUCCACCAUUUAUUACAAGUCCAAUAUCUUUACCGACCCCUUCUUUAUUGUGGAGACACUCUGCAUCAUUUGGUUUUCCUUUGAAUUGGUGGUGCGCUUUUUCGCCUGCCCCAGCAAAGCCGAGUUCUUCAAGAACAUCAUGAACUUCAUUGACAUAGUGGCCAUCAUCCCGUACUUCAUCACUCUGGGCACAGAGAUGGCUGAGCAGAAGGGGCCCCCAAAGGGGGAGCAAGCCACCUCUCUGGCCAUCCUCAGAGUCAUCAGAUUGGUAAGAGUCUUUAGAAUCUUCAAACUCUCAAGACACUCUAAGGGCCUUCAGAUCCUGGGACAGACCCUCAAAGCGAGCAUGAGGGAGUUAGGCUUACUAAUCUUUUUCCUCUUCAUUGGGGUGAUUUUGUUCUCCAGCGCGGUGUAUUUUGCUGAGGCUGAAGAACCUGAAACUCAUUUCGACAGCAUCCCUGAUGCUUUCUGGUGGGCAGUGGUAUCCAUGACCACUGUAGGAUAUGGUGACAUGUACCCUGUGACAAUUGGAGGCAAAAUCGUGGGCUCCUUGUGUGCCAUUGCUGGUGUGCUGACAAUUGCCCUGCCUGUACCUGUCAUUGUGUCCAACUUCAACUACUUCUACCACCGAGAAACAGAAGGGGAAGAACAGGCUCAGUUACUUAGAGUUAGCUCUCCUAAUUUAGCCUCUGACAGUGAUCUGAGUCGCCGUAGCUCCUCCACAGUCAGCAAAUCUGAGUACAUGGAGAUUGAAGAGGAUAUGAAUAAUAGUAUAGACAAUUUUAGAGAGGCAAACCUCAGAACUGGCAACUAUACCAUAGCCAACCAAAACUGUGUUAAUAAAAGCAAGCUGCUUACUGAUGUUUAAAAACACGUAGUAAAGGAAACAAUGGCAGCUUGAAGACUUUUAAUGACUGGCAGUCACACUUCAUAGAUGCUUUAUGAAUAGCCUUUGAAUGCUUUACCUCGUAAAUGCAUUGUUGCAUUGCGAAUUCUUGCUCAGUGAUUCAAGAAGCUUUCAUGAUCCAUGAAAGAAAUCCACUUUUUGUUUGUUUUCGAUGAAUAUUUUCCAGUUGGUAUGAACAGUUAACUAUAAUUCUUUGGAUUAGCCUAGUUAUAAAUAAGAAUUGUAUGCUUCUAGCUCUAGUCAUUUUGCCAUUACUUUCCGUUGUUUAAUUUGAUUUUAAGUUUCAAAGAGAACUCUUACAAAUAUUUAAAAUAUGCAUGGAUUCCGGGGUGGGGGUGGGUCUACAAAAAAAAAAACCUGCACAAUGCAUCCAAGAAAUUGCAUCCAAACAAUACUCAUCCUAAUGUGCAGUAAGCAUUUGCCACUGUUUAGACUGACUGACAUGUAUUUCCUUCUUUUGUGAAAGGCUUUGUAGUUUGAUCUACAAAUCCACACACAGCACCUUAUAAAAAUACUCCAGGUCUUUUGAUUUUGCUGUAUACACUUUUUAAAUUGAACAGUUAUUCUCUAUGGAUUUGGGGGGUGGGAAAGUGGAGGGAAACAACAUCUGCAAUGCUGCUAAGAUUUAUUAAGUGCAGAUGGUUUUAAUGUAUUUUUUUCCAUUCUCCAAAACUUGGAUGCAAACCUUUUUAGCUCCUUUGUUGCAAGAUAGCACAAUAGAAUUUAAUAUAAGCAUGUUGGACUUUGAUACUAUCUAUUUUAUAACUGCAUGCCUUGAAACAUUACCUCAGACAAUAGGGGAUAAGCUUUUGUUUGAACUAUUUUUUUCUUUGAAAUAGGCCCUUUUUAUUUCAAUUUGCAUUCACCAAAAGUGCACUCCUUUUUAUUUAUUAAGUAUUGGAUUAUUAUCUUAAAGUACUGUAUUUAAGUGCAUAUGUCAAAUGGGAACAAUAAUUUUGGAGAUCAAAGCAUGCUAAAAUAUUCAGCGUUAUGGCCUAUUUGACUAAAGUGUAGCUCUAAUUAAUGCAUGAUUUCAGUAAUUUAAGAAAAAAAUUGCUUGUUGGGACGGAGGGCCAGGAAUGAGAGCGAUUGGACGAUUUUCCUGCGUUCCACAGGAAAAUGAGUUGGCUUCUGUCUAGUCCUUGUUAGAAAGUACAAUAGCCCAUCCCUUAAAGGGACAUUUAUAUGAAAAAAGUAACAAUUUAAAUUUAUAUAUAGCAAUGUCUAAAUAUUCUGUAUCUCUUAGAAGAGAAAAAAAGAUGCAGAAGCAUGCCUUUUGGUGCAUUCUUAGAAUGUAAAAUGAAACUUGCCUAUUAUAUGCAUCCAAAUUACAGCCCAGUUCUUUCGCAGUCAUUUGAACCUUAGAAAUUUUGUAUUCCCUUAGGAUUCUCUGAAGAGAUUUAACCAGUUGAUUUUAGAUAGUUGCUUAGUGCCUUUAUCCUUAACAGCCACUGAACUGCUGAAAGUGCCUCUAUGAAAAGAGCUGAUCCCAAGUAGGCAUGGAUGAGUCAGCUGGACCGUGUCAGGACUCUGCUGUUCCAAAUGCAGGCACCACAGAAGGACCGCCGGGGGGGGGGCACCAACAAGGAAGACAAUAUGCAAAGCAAAGAGGCAGAAGAAGAGGGCAGAAACCACUAGCACUCAUGCACCCUCAGUUUCCUUCGGUGCUUUCCCCCUCUACAGCAGAGUGAUAUUGCAACCUAGCCUUUGCCUUUACCAAAUAUGUUGCAAUCAUAAGUAUGCAGAAUGUAACCCGUUUGGUUAUAGAGAAUCUAUUGACCUCCUUAUUCUGGACAGGGCGGUGGGGAGACAGUACGGAGCUGGGCCGCCCUUCCUUCAGGAUGGCUGUUGGCAGCCCAUCUCCAAACUCAAGAGGAUGGAAAGGCCAUCAUUGUCAGCAGGAGUGCAGUGAGCCAGGAUAGAUGAGUACUCAGAACUUCUCCGAUUCCAUUGAGAGGUCUUUGCCUUUCCAGCCAAGCACUUGAGCUUGUCCUCCUAGUCUAAUCUUUACAGAGUCCUUUGAUUUUAAAAUCUGAAUGCUCCCACCCUCUGUAAAAACUCCUCAUACUUUUUUGUGUCAGGCGUGACUUGAAAAACUCGCAAGUUGCUUCUGGUGUCUUGAGGAUUGGCCGUCUGCAAGGAUGUUGCCUACGGGAUGCCUGGAUGUGUUACCAUCUUGUGGAAGGCAUCUCUCAUGUCCACACAUGAGAAGCUGGAGCUGACAGAUGGGAGCUCACCUCGCUCCCCAGAUUCAAACCACCGAUCUUUCGGUCAACACUCCUGCCAGCACAAUGGGUUAAACCAUUGUGCCAUCGGGGGCUUCAACUCCUCAUACAGUUCUGUUUUAUUGAAGUGUGUCAUAGUCUGAAAAUAAGCAGUGGUUGAAACUACAAGCCUGUACACCGUAGAAUUACAGUGUACACUGUAGAAUUAAUGCAGCUUAACACCACUUUAACUGCAAUGGCUCAAUGUUAUAGAAUCUAGGGAGUUGUAGUUUGAGCCCCCCCCCCCAGGGGGUUGAGAAGGGCGGGCUACAAAUGUUUGAAAUAAAUAAAUAAAUAUGACAUUAUUUGUCAGAGAAGGUUAAAGAUCUUGUAAAAACUACAACUGCUAUGAUUCCCUAGCAUUGAGGCAUAGCAGUUAAAGUGGUGUCAGCUAUAUUCUACAGUGUAGAAUGGCACCCUAUGUCAGUUUUAACUGAUGCAGAUAGACAUCUUUUUAUUUUUAAACAUCACAGGGGAAGAUAAUCUCUUGACACUUAACUUGUGAUUUGUUGUUUUCGGACCUUUUCCCUCCUUUGAUGCAUAGACUCCAGGUCUUCUUCUCUUCCACAAUGUCUAUUCUCCAUAACUACUGUUCUAUAGAACAUUAAACUGGAAACAAGAACAUUAAUUCUGCAGUUUUGAACAAAUCUGAUAUGCCAGAUAGGCAGAAGUUGUAAUUUUAUGGCUUUUAUUAUCCCAAAUUACAUGAAAUAGUCGCCAAGGGCAAAAUAAUUCCAAAUAUUAAUUGCAAAACCUAUAUUUAAAAGCCCACAUAGUUCCAUUUAGUCAUCCUUUCCCAGUUCUAGACCUGAUGGCCUGAGCAAUACUUUGCAAAUCUCAAAUUUUAGGAACAUCACCCCAAAAAAUUAACUGGUGUGAAGGUUAUCUCAGCAAUUGUGCCCUCAGUGCCAAGUGGGGUGGCUGAUUAGGAGGUGCCAUGUGAGAUAGGAUGAGGCCUCAAUUGGGCAGCUUGGUGAGUUUAUGUACGAAUUAAUUGGGUUGCCCACACCUUAAUUUAUCUGCUGGACUGAUCUGUAUUCUGCAUGUUUAAGAGAAAGUACUGCAUGUAGUGGUUCGAUUUAUGGCUCCCCUUCCUUUGCUUUUGACAGGGUUGGGCAAAUCUUUAGGGCUCGGGUGGGUGUCUUGGGGAAUAUGACAAUUGCUUACUCAUUUAUAGUUCACAACAAAGGAACUAGGUAAAUAUUGAGUCAGGGAUAACUUCAUGUAGCAUAGGCAUGUAUUUCUUCCAGGAAAAUUUUUGCUCCCGUUAAAAAUCAAAUUCAUUGCUUUGCACUCUACUACUGAAAUAUCUUUGUAGGCUUGAAGGUGCACUAAACUAAAAACCGAACAAACUUUGGUUGUUGUUUCUAAUGUUUCUUUUUGCCAUACUUCUUUCUGACGAUUGAUAAUCCCAAAAAAGUGGGUGUUCGAACUGGCCCCGGUAGAAUUAGGCGCACAACAGAUGUGGCCAGUCGUCAUGGGGGGGAAAUGCCUCAUACAUUUGCUGGCCUAUUGGCAAAUGCAAUGACUCCACCUUUGAUGUACUAUCAUGGCUUGCAACAUUGCUCAGAUACAUUCAGCACUCCACAAGGUGAGAAUCGGGUUGUUCAGCAGAUUGUUUGAAGAACAUUUUUGCAAGGCCUGGAAGCAGGCAAAAUUUCCCUAACCUUGGUGCAGAGGUAUCUUUACCACAAGGGGAUAUGGUGCUCCGCUCAUGCAAUUUGAAGCACAAUUCACUGAGAAUUUCUCUUACAGAAGCCUCAUAGAAGUGAACAAGAAAGGCACAACAGCACCGUAGGGUUCUUGUGCAGAUCCUCUUCAUUUCAGGGUGGCUUAAUGGGGAGGGAGGUGCUAUUUGGAUUUUCUGCCUCAGGUACCAAAAUGGGAUGGCUCUUUGUUGACAUCAUAGAAACCAAAUAUCACCUGGACCAUAGAAGAGAAAUAGAAUUUAGGCCCUUUUCCAGGAAUACAGUGUGUUUUGUUUUGUUUUUUGAAAAAACAAGCAACUAUGUGCAGGAACAUUCUGUUCUGUAAUCAUAUCUAUUUGCCAAACAAUAGGUUUUUUUUCUAGAGAAUAAUCUUGCAUAACAUAUGUAAGCAUAAAAAUGAUGUGGGUUUCAUAGGGAAGGUAACACAAAGAUAAAUGAUGUAACUUCAUUUACAAUUAGUGCAGAUCAGGCCAAACAGUAUUCACAAUACAGUAGAAUAUAUCAAUGUUAUUAUAUAUAAGAACUAAGGAAGUAAUGUUGCACUACGUCACAGCUCUUUCAUAAUCAGAAAGCAAAUGUAAAUGCAAUGGAAUUUUAGUGAAUUCUUUUAUUUUUCCCAUUGCAUUUAUAUAUUUUAUUAUAUUAUGCACUAUUAUGGCACUUAAGGUUUUCUUCACUUCUUGUAAAGGUGAUAUACAAAUAAAGAGGGUUUCUGUAUAUUUCAAUUCAAAUCCAGUAGUGUUUGGCUUGGCCUUGUCUUCUUGUAGAACAGGGGUGCAGGUAGGCAAUUGUUGAAGACUGCGGGGAGAGGGCACAUUAUCUCUUUGGUAGGCAGCACCCCCAUCACACAGUCCACUAGAAACACAAAGAAACACAAACAGAUUGUGCCCCCCCUCCCGAGAAUCACAGGAAUGGUAUGGGGCCUGUCUGAAGCUUAUAGACCACACUAUGACUAAAGCUGCUGUAGGUAAAGUGACCCCACUAUCCCUAACCAGUCCUGUUCUAUGCUCCCAGUGGUACAGCUGGGACCAGAGCGCUUGGACCUCCACACUCCUCAUAUAGCAGCAACCCUGGGCAGUGUCUCUGGGAGGCACCAUCCUGGAAUUCUCCCUGGCGUUGAAGGUUUAGUUCUUGUUGAGGGCUGCACCUCUUCAAAAUACAGGUCAAUGCUUAUUCAACUGAAUGCUCCCAAAGUCACCUGUACUUGGAAAAUUAGCUCAUUAUGGAUCACAUUUCUAACCUAACCUUCAUCUUGAAACAAUAGUUUGCUCUACUCAGGGACUUUUUCUUACGAAACUGAGAAACACUGAAAGACGUUGAUCGUGGUUAGUACCCAUCUAUAGUCUGAAAACCAAGGGCCAUUUUACAAUUAUAGCACUAUGACUCCAGUUGAACUCCUAUGGCGCGUUGUGGAUUGGGCAAGCACUAGAGCUCACUUGCUGAGAAUUCUAAGUAUCCCUCCAACUGCAAAUCCCAAGAUUCCUUAGAAUGGAACCCAUGGCGGAUUUAUCAACCGAGUGAGAACUAGACUGUAGUUUUCUAUAAGAAUGGAAAUAAUAUUUUAAAAUACUUGAAAAAUUAUUGGAAAAUGUGUUUUUUGAGUGUUGAGAAAAAUCCAGGACUGGCAAGAAUCUUCACAGUUCAGGAUUUAUUCUGUGGUUGUUUUGUACAGAAACCAGCAUAUUCUGCGCAGAAAACAGCCAUUUCAACACAGAAAUAUUAAUUCAUGCACAGAGAAUGCUGUCUUCCUGUGCAGAAAAUGCUGUUUUCUAUGCAAAGCAACCAUGUUCAAAUUAUACACAGCAUUUUCUGCAUAGAAAACAUACUUUUAUGCACAGGAGUUAAUAUUAAAAUAUUAUUUGCCAUGCAGAAAUUGCUGUUACCUAUGCAAAAAAUGCAAAUUUCUGCACAAAACAACCAUGUGGGUUUUUUUUUCAUAGAAUAAGUCCGCAAUUGUGAAUAGCCUUUGAAAAUUCAUGCCUUUUGAAGACUUUGUCUCAGAAGAAAAUUACUGAAAUUACUCAUUGCUGCCUGUGGAAAGAAUCUUAGUGAAGAGUGACACCCCUACUUUUCUAUGGACAGGGUCUUGGAACAGCUAAGCCUGCAUUCAGCCAUGAAAUUCCUCUACUUUUAGUUUAAUGGCACAAUCCAUGGAAAAUUUCAGCCUGUUAUUUUGUUUUCAUGUAGUCAAGGUCUCCUGCUUCAGAGACAUUCAGUACAAAUCCAAGGCAGCCUGUAGAUGUCCAAGCAGGUUUUAGUUGUUCAUUUCACAUGGGGAUCUACAAUAAUUUCAAAAGGUCACUUGAGUACUCUCUUCCUUAAAACUUAAUACUGGGUUUUAAGACCUAAUUUUUAGUCCUGUCUUGUUUAUUUAGCCAUUCAGCUAGAUACAGCUCUCAGCAGACAUCCAAGUAAGACUAUGCUGAGAACUGGUCCUUGUUCAGACGGCACGUGGCAGCAGGCAAGUGAAGCAGCUUCACUGUGGCUUUCACUUCUAAAGUCUUGUCUGCAGACAAUCAGACAUUCAUUCAUUACUGUGGGGUUAUUGAUUUAAUGCUGAUUGUUUUUUAUUUUAAAAAAAUAGCUGCGAUUACAAAGUAUACUGUGCAAUUUCAAAAUGAUGCAGAUGAUCCCCAGGGUACUUUUCUCAAGGUUCAGAUGUUAGCCCGUGCAAAUCCUGGUAGCGUUCACAGACGCAUUUAUAUUUCGUAAAGUUUAAGUCAACACGUGAGAAAUGUACCCACAAAGCUGAGAAGUAUGGUUUUAAUCAUGAAGUGACUGUUAAAAACUCAACACAGUUUUGUGGCAUUGUUGGCAAUGAGCAAAAAAGAAACAAAACCCCAUUCUCUUACUUUACCUUUUUAGGGGCCAUUUAAAUCAAUGGGCAAUUUGAACAGACGGUUCGAUUGUAUGUCUGGACAAGAUGAGUGUGAAAUUUAUUGUGAAAUGUCCUGAAAUAGCAUUAAUCUAAACUCACUAGGUUAUUUUAUUUGACUAUUUUAAAUGUUUUUGUAACUACUUUUGUUUCUCUGAAAUGCUCAGUGAUGUAUCAAUAAGGCCAGAAUUCUCUUUUCAUAAUUCCUACAAAUGGCAUGCCUUUUUUUUCAAUUUGGAUUUUUAAUUCCAAUUGGGAAAACAAACCUAUUGAUCCCUAUGUUGACAAUUCUUCAGCCUUCUGUGAUUUACUACUUUCAGUCUCUCCUGUCGAGCCUCUGCUGUCAUGCGGAAUCGGAUACAACUGAAUUCUUUGGAGACAUAUUUAUUGUUGAUUACAUUGGUCUUUCAAUGGCAUUUCUAUAAUAUGAUUGGAGUCUAAUGUAUAGUUUACUUUUAUACAAAAGUUUUAAAAAGAUAUUUUUAUGACUAAAUUCAACAAGGAAAAAUUAAAAUUUGAUUUUCCUUUCCGAGGACCUUGGUUUGAAACUGUGUAAAUAACAGCUGUGCAUAGGAAUGUAUAUGGAUAUUAUUAUUAUUUUUUAACAUACCUCUGAUUUUAAUGAUCCAACGUUAGUCUUAAAUGAGGUCAUGGAAUGGUUAUUCCCAGAACAGCGCACCACCAGGGCAACAAACCAUUGAAGCUGAUAUGGGUCUAUCGAUUUUCAUAAUUUUUAAGUUGCUUACAUUUUUGAGUUAAGUAUUUGAUUGUUAUAUUACAAUUGAUCUGUCUUAACCAUUGCUGAAAUAGUUUUGUUUUUGUCCAUUUUAAAGACAGAGAAUGUUAUGAGUUAUAUGUAAAACAUAUAAUGUGCAUAGUUUCUUCUAUGCAGUUUUACUUGCUUCUGUCACCUCUAUCAUCUGUUCAUAUUUGGCAUCUAUUAAAGAUAAUUUUUAAGGAUCUUA
Molecule: messenger RNA, 10503 nt
Organism: Anolis sagrei ordinatus
Lineage: Eukaryota; Metazoa; Chordata; Lepidosauria; Squamata; Anolidae
Source: RefSeq, a predicted model, not a curated record